Molecule: messenger RNA, 4014 nt
Organism: Prorocentrum cordatum
Lineage: Eukaryota; Dinophyceae; Prorocentrales; Prorocentraceae
Source: the annotation of a GenBank genome assembly
UGGCUCAGCGACGAGGAGUUCAGCCCUCUCAGCGUGCCGACGCCUGCGCUGGAGGCGCCGCCGCCCGCGAGGGCGGGCGAGGACAGCUGCAGUCAAGAGGAGGACUGGCUGGGCGCUGCUGACGUGCCGCCAGGGCUCGCGGAGGGAGGCUCUAUCGUGGCACUGGAGCCGCGGGACACUGCGCUGCCGUUGGCGGAGCGCCAGGCCGCAGCAGGGCCGCCCUUGGGGCAGCGCGCCGCCGUCGGCCCGACCGACCCCAUUGCCAGCGUGGCGACUGUGAUGAUUCAGCGGGUGUACCCAGACACCUCGCAGCCAGUUGGCUUGGAGAGCGCUUCGCGAUUGUCUUCUCGACUCGGCCUCUUCGCGAGUCGAUUUCGCGAGAAGGUGUAUGCUGUUGGGCACGCCGCGUGGAUGACUGGCCGAAGGCAUGUUGCUGCCAUCGUGCCGAGACUCCUGGCCGUCUGCAAGGCGUCGCGCUGCCCAGAGGCUGCUGGCGGCCCUCGGACGGAUGCUGUCAUUUUCUUCCGCAAGAGGAAAUACGACGGCACGCGCAGCCGAGUGACCACUCAGGUCGCCCAGCAGUAUGACACCGACACCAUCGUCGAGAGAUGUGCUGGCACACGAGAGCUGUUUGUCAUCAAAGCUGGUUUCAACAUGGUGCUGCGCAAGCGUUUCGGGGACAGAGACGACUUCCUCCAUGUCAUUGCCAACACCCCCACGCACAUUGGUGUGCUAGAGUCGCCGACUGCGGAGAUCAUCAAUACGUGUUUGCAUCGGCAGCUGGACCAGGUGUAUGACAGACUGGUGGAUGAGCGGAUCCCUCGGCAAGUGGAUGUCAUCAUGUGCGACGGCGCAGGAAGCAACCUGAAGAACGAGCGCAUGAUGACCGUGCAGCACCCUCUUCGUGCCCAGAUUCUGGUCAUUUGCCGCGCCCACGGUAAAAAGAAGGUCGCCGAGCAGGGCUACGCGGUCCUCCGCCCCACCGACAGCAACAUGAUACGGUGUCAGCUGACUUUGUCCUCCGAACACCUCAUCGCUGUGCGGCACAGCGCCAGGCUCAUCCACGAUGAACAGGUUGUGGUCCGCGUGGGGUGUUGUUCUGCCGAGGCAACGGCUCACAGGGAGGUUGUGUUCGACCUUUACUUUGGCGACACCGCUGACGCUGGUCUCCAGUUCAGAGAGGCUGUGUGCAGGAGGCUCUACAACGGCGACAUUCGGAAAACUGGUGUCAUCGAGCAUUACUGCAACGGGUGUUGCCGCAGUCGAGACCACGCGGUUUUUUUGAUGCGCCGUUACGGCGUGGCUGCGCUGUUUGGGUCUAUGGACGUUCUCAACCGUGCGAACUGGACGAACAAAAUGAAGAGCCAUCGUUGCAUCGGCCUUCCUUCUGCAGUCCACGGGCUUCUCCAGCAGGCUUACUUGCGCGGCGUGCCAGAGCCUCAGCAGGCCAAGCGGCGGCGCCAGCAGGAACCUGAGGCGCGAGCUCAGCCCGACGAGCUGGCUGCCGCUGGCCACGACAGGGGCCCCGAGCCUCCAGGGCUACCCCCAGCUCCUGGGCGCGAGGCCGAUGAUGACGGCGACGGCGCUGAUGAGCUCAGCGCGUUCAGGGAGGAGCAGAACGUCAGGAUCCUCGGCACCAGGGCGUGGAUGCGCAGCGGCAGGUUGGCGGAUGAUGUGUUUAUUGCGUCCCGCAUGGUAGCUCUCACGGACGCAUACCUGCUGAAGCAGUUGGCAACGUCUGGCGUUUCCUUCGAAAGGCUGCAGCAGCUUAAGGUGUCUCGGGGCGAAGCGCGAACAUACCAAGCUUGGCUGGCGUAUGAGGACGCUGACACCAGAUGCCUGCUCAAGGACGCGUAUGCUGCUAUAUUCGAUUCGUCAGCUUGGGCACCUGUGCAAUAUCGUUCUGAAGAGACUGCGUUGACAAUUUAUCGGCUUUUGGCUCGAAUGGGGGCUACAGCGUACCAUCUUGUUUUCAGGAAAAACCGUUCAUGGCCCAUGAAAUUGUUUUACGCUUUGAAGGAUCCUGGUGUUAUCGACGAGCUGCGGCGUACAGAGCCGUGCCUGCUGGAUUCAUACACAGAGAACUUCUUGAACUUCUACAGAGGUGCCGAAGGCUCGGCGACGGCCAUGGCCGAGCUCAAGGGCGCCGUUGUCCUGCUUGACACGGACACGGCCGACGUGGAGCGCCUCCAUUCGGUCAAUCAGCGACACGCUCGUUUCAGGGUUUGGACGCACGUUGAGACUGUUGAGGAGAUGAGCGCGCAUUUUGCAGCUCAUUCGGCUGGGGAUUUGGGACCAGACCCAUCACGUCACGACCGAGGCCGCGCCGCGUGCGAGCCCAGGGCGCCGAGGCCGCGUCACCGGCCUCAGCGCGGGCGGGGCAGCCUGAGGUUCUGGAUGUGGCGAGCGUUUGUGCACGUGAACGGCCGCUGGCUGGAUAAGGAGACGGCCGCCGCGCUGUCGGAUCAGUUCAGGCAGCUGGAUGGCGAGGAGCUGGAGCAUUUCAGGUUGCUCGCUGCGAUCGCCGGGGAUCGGCACCGUGAUGGCGAGCGCGCUUUCGAGAGGAAGCCGCGUGCCAACGCGGUUCCACCUGCCGAUCGCGGCGUGCCUGCGUUGGGCUUUCUGCCGCAUCAACAGUGGCGGCCCCGACAGGACGCUCUCCCAGCAGAGGGCCACCGAGAGCAGUCCGCAUUCGCAGAUGUACCCUCGCCGAUUCUGGAGGCCGCAUUCGCGGCUAGAAAGCGCGUCCUCUUUCUUCGGCGUCAGCGGGCUUCGCGUGAGGACGCCGUUGCUGGAUUGGUGAGCAGAGCGAGCACUGCGAUCAAACAUGAUCGGAGGACAGCGCCUGACGGCACGUUUGCGAUCGUGGAUGCUGCAUUGGCGCCGACUGGAGAUUCUGAUGUUGACGUUGACGCUGGCACUGUUGUGAAGUACCGCAGGCGGCCGCAACUUGUUGCUGACGAUUCGGCCCGCGCUAUCAGCGCGGCUGGGGAUCUGUCUGCAGCGCAGAGGGCUUUGGACUGGGAGGCGAUGCACCAGACGGUGACGGCUGCCAGUUGCCCCCCCUGCCACCCUAGGAUUCCCAUCGUUCGUCGGCGAUGUCAUGAUGCUGAGAUGUGCGUUCACAAGGGCGACGGUUUGGAGUUAGCGAAGUUCGAGGCACACAUCAAGUCUGCUUUUCAGCGGUGGCGCAGUGCUGACCGCAAGCAGACGAGGGCCAUUCUCGUCAAGGGCCACGCGCUCGGCGGACAAGUCAGGGCCGUCGGGGUCGAGGCCGCGGGCGCGGGCCUCGUGGCGGAUCCAGGGGCAGAGGGCGGGCGAGGCAUUCUGCAGACCCAGUCCAGCCUUCGAGCAGAUCGGGACCGCGCGGAGGCAGGGGGCAGCGGAGAGGGCGAGGGCGGCAGCGACGGUGAGGACGGGGACGACUGGAUCCCUGUCGGCGCCGACGGCUUGGAGGCUGCAGUCGAGGGUGCCAUCGACUCUGCGAUCGGCAUCGUCUUCGGUGACGACGAGCCCCCAUUGCCGCCGCCCGCGGGCCAUCCGCCGCCCGCCCUGCCAGCUGCGGUCGGAGAUGGCGCCCCUCCACCGCCUGAACCAGUUGAGCCUGCGCUGGUGCCGAGGGGCGUCGGCAAGCUUCCAGCGGAGCUGAUCUGGCGCUACAAGAGUGGUGUCAUCAGGUAUUACGGCACCACGAAGGUGAUGGUGGCGCACUGCCUCGUGCCGUCGCACAUGGAAGGGCCAGGCUGUUACCUCACGCGGUCGGUGAGGCCCAGUCCUGCCAGCAAGGCAAAGGGCCGUUGCCUUGGCUUGCUCUGCAGUUGGCUGGAGGUCACAGAGGCGACUGGCCUCACGCGCUGGGACCACGUUCACGCCUGGAAACCAUCCUGGGAGGAUCGGCGGCGUGCGAGGCAAGAGGCGAUGGGCCUUGGCAUUGAUCUGGUUGCCGCCUUCGCCUCCAAAGAGCGUGGUGAAAAUGAUGGCGACCGAGGUGGCGAGCCCUUGGGGUUGCCUUGA